Messenger RNA from Armigeres subalbatus, 3478 nucleotides. It is a transcript of the gene Drat, whose product is annotated as quinone oxidoreductase. Lineage: Eukaryota; Metazoa; Arthropoda; Insecta; Diptera; Culicidae. Gene Ontology annotation, molecular function: oxidoreductase activity, acting on the CH-OH group of donors, NAD or NADP as acceptor. The transcript is spliced from 4 exons. Bases 658 to 1971 code for a protein of 437 amino acids. The record is from RefSeq and is a predicted model, not a curated record.
AACCAGAGGAGCGCUUCGAAUAAAAAUAUUUCACGAUUAUUAUUACGAGCCAAGCAUCGCCGUCGCCGUCGUCAUCAUCCGCGCUCUGAGGCGUUUUCUGUAUGCAUGAAAAUUACACAGCCGGGCCAGUCUGGGUCGCAUUUCGUCUAGUGAACGCAACGAGUCAAGUUGUUCGGAAGAGACCAAGAAGUGACUUUAAUACCUAGUUGACCAUUGGCAGAAAGAAAACAGUUUCCACUCACCUAACGCCCGAAGCUCCAAUAUAAAGAGAAGCAAUAAACGUGUGUGCCACUACUACGUCUGGAACCUAAUAGGGUUUGAGUAGUAGGGAAACUUUAACUCCAAAUAAGGGAGAGGAAAAUUCGAGGGAUUGGACCUAUGGAAAAUUUCAAAAGUGAAGUUGCCGAUACGUAAUUGUGUUUUCAGUGAAUGUUUCAAACAAAAUCGACAAGAAAGUGAGUGAAAGGUGAUCCAAAUUACGAAACCAAACCCGUCUGAUCUGUGUAAGGGAAACCCCUAAGGUGUUCUUCAAAGUGAAUGAAGGGUUAAUUAAACUGAGUGCAGACAACUUCGAAGUCCAACUGUAUCAGCAGUGAAGAAACCAUAAGUGGAAUAUAAACAUCACAGGCGAUAUCUCAGAGUUAAAGAGUGACAAAAAUGGCUGUUCAAGUGGAUAAUUUGCUGUUAUCGGAAAUUGGACGUUCUAUAUCGUUGGACACAGCGUCACGCCUGAGAGAAGCCGCCAUGAGUAAGCUCAUCCGCCAGGUAUCGAUCGAAACGCCCGCACCGAAGAUCAAAGAUUGCGUGUUCAAUCUGGUGGUCCCGGUGCCGGACACACCGCCCUCCGGGGCCCGCAUCCUGGUCGUCUACGCUGGGGCAUGCUACCGUAAGAAUCAGUCCACAUCGAUCUCAUCGAUCAGCAGUCAGCUGUCGGAUACGGGUGACAUUACCACGUCGCUGCAUAUGCUGGCCAAACAGAUGCAGAGCGGCAACUGCUCCAGUAUUAGCGAGGAAGGACCAGACAACACAUCUUCUCAGGCUCAUCAGACAUCGGUCGCCAUUCAGCACAAUCCUGCCGCACAUCACGGCGUGCGGGAUGGGGCCCUGUUCCCUGGGUUCGAAGUAGCCGGCGUCAUAGAAUCACUCGGUAGUGAACUGAACGAAGACUGUGGCUUCAAGGUGGGCCAGCGCGUUGUGCUGUAUCCGUACGAGGGCGUUCCCUGCGGCUACAGCGAACUGAUGGUGGUUCCCGAUCUGAAGUAUCUGAUUCCUAUUCCGGACUCGCUGCCACUCAGUGUGGCGGCCACGUUGCCCACCGGUGCACUGCUGGCUCAGAGCGCCAUCGUGUCGGCCCACACGAUCGUGGACGAUCUGCUGCAGAAGCGACCGAACGAGAAGGUGAAAAUUCUGAUCGUCGGCACGGGAGGUUUGGCGCUGUGGGCUAUCCGGAUUGCGGCGCAACACUUCUACACACCUGCCACCAAGGACAAGAUUCAGAUAACGGUGGCCAGCCUGCGGGAUGAGGGUUUCGUUAUGGCGAAGAAAUGUGAAAAAGUCAACGUAGUCCAGUGGAAUGAGGAUCUGUACGAGAAGCAGCUGAUCGAACGCACGCACGACGCCUGCGACGGUCUGGUGGACAUUGUGAUCGAUUUUGGAACGACAUCUCGCAGCUUGCACCGAUCGAUGCAGUGCCUAACCAAGGGUGGCCACGUGUUCAUCAGUGACGAAAUUGCCGAAAAGCUGAUUGUCAGAUUCGCCAAGCGGGCAGAGGAGCGUGGUGUGUUUGUUGAAGUGGUUCCCACUGGUACCGUCGAACAGCUGCACGAACUCGUCAAGCUGGUCGAUUCCGGUGCGAUUGAGCCUCCACCACACACAGUAUUCCCAUCGGAGCAGGCCGCUGAAGUGGUACGCAAAUUGGCCAGUUCAGAGAUUCCUGGACGUGCCAUAUUGAAAUUCCACGACGUCGAGUAAACGGGUCCCAGCGUAAUUGAUAGAGUUAAUAACUUUCUUCUCGUGAGUUCCGAGCUCACUUCCCAGUUAGAAGAACAAUUACUUACAUAAGUAACACUUUAAGAAACAGCAAAUUUAGCGAAGCAUAAAUUGAAAUGUUAGCAGUGACGGAAAGGUGAAGCAAAGCGCUUAUUCAUUCUCAUUUGAUGCAAAUCUCCCAACGCAGUCGAGAUGACUUCAGCUAUCAGCCUAUCAAGAAAGAAAGAUAAAGAGGACGAGGAAGCAUAAAUUAACUAAGCAAAAAUGUAGAUGAUUGCUUAUUACAAAUUCGUACGAUGAAAACCAAAAUUACAUUAAAAUCUAUAAAUGUAUAAUUUAACCAUGAAUAGAACCUUAGCAGCAGAUUAGAUUCAUAAUGAUUGCAGUUAAUCAAACCCCAAUUGGACUAUUUAUUUGUGUUUCGUAUCGGUUACUACAAUCUAUUCAUGUUUAUUCAGUCGAAUAAUGUCUUUGUCUUUCAACAUUACCAAAAAAUCAAUUUGCGUAUCCGUUGCGAUGCGUGACCUUUACUGUUCAGUAAGGUUUCAUAUCUUUUCUCGUUCAAAUGCAUCGAACCGAACCUAUGGUACACAUUUAGUUUCUCUUAAACAGAAAGCGCCCAAAAGGCUAAGGAAACACAAACCGGUGAUCAACUUUCAGGAGAUGUCCGAAAGGGACACAAUAUAAUUAAAUUAUUAAUCAAAUCCUAUAUAAUGGACAUGCACUGAAUCAAUUAAAGAAAGUGAAUGUUUUGGAUCAAGACUAGUGUUAGGCAUGACAAUUUUAGCUUGUUUAUUUUUGUUUGAAAAUGAUUCGGUAUCAAGAAAUUAUUUCUACCCUAGGAUUUUAUGUACAAAGAACCUAAUAAACCUUACGACGAACUAACCAGAAUGGAUCCUUCAGGGAUUUUCGAACACACUCAUCAAAACCAAACCUUAGAAAGUUUUUCUUUUCGUUUUGUGCAGUUUCGUCAGUAAUGUGUUUUCGAUUUUUUUUUUCGGGGAGCUCUUACAAAAAGUAGAAACCAAAUAAAAAAAAGUUUUAGUUAAAAUGUGAUCUAAUUAAUGGGGUCAAAAUUCAUUUGUGAUUUUAUUUAAAUUCAAUACGCGUGCAUCAUUGCAGGUGGAUUGAAAGCUACUCCAUUUAGCCUAUCUUUGUCUACAUCUUCUGAACCAUUUUACGAUUAUUUUUUCAUAUCGGUACGUUUAAAAUGAAAAGAUGGGAUAAUAUUAUUGAAAUGUGGAAAAGAAACGUUAUUUAAAGUUAUGAUAAAUUAAAAACUAAAGGAAACCUACAGCGGAAUGCAAACAAUGAUGAAACGAUAUGUUUAGGAUUAAAAACUUACACUUAAUUAAAUAGCUUAAAAACAAUGAAGAAAACACUGACUAAGCAAGAAAAAGAGGGAGAUAAAAUAUAAAAUAGAAACAAAGCAACAUGUGUAUUAUUGAUUAAUAAUAAAGAACUGUAUAGGAGUUUCAAGAAAAUCAAA